Chrysochloris asiatica (Cape golden mole) is the source of this 786-nucleotide messenger RNA. RefSeq names its product kallikrein-1-like. NCBI's taxonomy places the organism in Eukaryota, Metazoa, Chordata, Mammalia, Afrosoricida, Chrysochloridae. The record is from RefSeq and is a predicted model, not a curated record. The coding region runs from base 1 to 786 and encodes 261 amino acids. Gene Ontology annotation, molecular function: serine-type endopeptidase activity. Gene Ontology annotation, biological process: proteolysis. The transcript is spliced from 5 exons.
AUGUGGUUCCUGGUCCUGUACCUCGUCCUGCCCCUGGGGGGCACAGGUGCUGUGCCUCUUACCCAGCCCCGCAUCGUUGGAGGCUGGGAGUGCCAAGAGCAUUCCCAACCAUGGCAGGUGUCUGUGCACGAUUUCCACAAGCCUCAGUGCGGGGGUGUCCUGAUAGAUCCCAAGUGGGUGCUCACGGCUGCACACUGCAAAAGCCAGCAUCUCCAGAUCUGGGUGGGCGCCCACAACCUGGAUGAUUUGAAAGAUCCAGCUCAGUUUGCUGAAGUUAGCGCCAGCUUUCCACACCCAAGCUACAACGUAACUUCUGAGAACAGCCCUUACAUCUCCCCAGAUGAGGACCACAGCUCUGACCUCAUGCUGAUUCGCCUGAAGAAUCCCGUGAAGAUCACAAAUGCUGUGAAGGUUCUGGGCCUGCCCACCACGGAGCCUGAAGUGGGCAGUACCUGUAUUUUCUCAGGCUGGGGCAGCAUCGAUCCAAGUGGUGAUGUAUAUCCAGAUGAUUUGCAGUGUAUAGACAUGAAAAUCUUUAAGAAUGACGUGUGUACCAAAACCCACAACCAUAAAAUAACGGCGUCUAUGCUCUGUGCUGGGCAUUUGGAAGCAGGCAAAGCCAUCUGUUCGGGUGACUCGGGAGGCCCACUGGUCUGCAAAGGCGUGUUGCAGGGUAUCCUGUCUUCGGGUCGCUUCCCAUGUGGCAAAUCCGGAGCGCCAGCUGUCUACACCCGAGUGAUUUCAUACGUUACCUGGAUCCGAGCAACCAUGGCGGCCAACCCCUGA